Impatiens glandulifera is the source of this 2531-nucleotide messenger RNA. Its product is annotated as probable receptor-like protein kinase At5g38990. The transcript has a single exon. The coding region runs from base 219 to 2531 and encodes 770 amino acids. The record is from RefSeq and is a predicted model, not a curated record. Gene Ontology annotation, molecular function: ATP binding; transmembrane receptor protein tyrosine kinase activity. Lineage: Eukaryota; Viridiplantae; Streptophyta; Magnoliopsida; Ericales; Balsaminaceae. Gene Ontology annotation, biological process: protein autophosphorylation. Gene Ontology annotation, cellular component: plasma membrane; plasmodesma.
GUUUUACAUGGAAGUUACUUGUGGAUUCGGGUUUCAGGUAUCUCAUCAGAUUGCAUUUUUGUGAGCUUGAUUAUGAGGUGAAGGAAAGUGGGCAAAAGGAGUUUAGUAUUCUAAUUAACAAUCAAAUUGUUGAGCCUAGAGGAGAUUUGAUCAGAUGGGGUGGCGAGAUUGGAGUUGCAAUCCAUAAAGAUUACUUGGUGACAGUAAGAGGAGACAGAAUGAUGGGCAAGAAAGAUCUAUUUGUAGCUUUGUACCCUGGUAACGAGGAUCAAUCAACUGAAUUUAUUGACGCAGUUCUUAAAGGAAUUGAAGUUUUCAAACUGAGUAACCCGGAUGAUAAUCUUGCUGGGGUGAAUCCAGUCAUCUCCCGUCCUCAUGCUCCGAUUAACCAAAUACUUAAAAUGCUGACUACAACAGGUAGAAAUUACAUUGCAACUCUUGUUAUAAUUGUGAUUACUCUUCUCAAUGUCAUCGUUCACCAAAUUUGUGAAUGGAGAGAAAACAUUUGGAGUAAAAACAUUUCGCCAUCACUACUAGAUGAGGAAUUCUGUCGUAGAUUUUCAUUUAAUGAGAUCUCAUUGGCGACCAACAACUUUGAUAAAGACUUAGAGAUUGGACAUGGAGGCUUCGGUAAGGUCUACAAAGGGGUUAUUGAUCGCAAGACGAAAACAGUUGCAAUUAAAAGGUUAAGUUCUGAAUCUAAGCAGGGAGAGAAAGAAUUUAGGUCAGAAAUUGAUAUUCUUUCCAAGCUUCGACACAAACACCUUGUCUCUCUGAUAGGAUAUUGCAAUGAGGGUCGUGAAAUGAUACUUGUUUACGAGUACAUGGAACAUGGAACUCUCGCAGAUCAUCUUCACAAGAAAAAACGUGAUGGUAGUUACAAGGAAAACGUGACUCCUCCUCUCUCAUGGGAGCAAAGGCUCAAUGUAUGCUUGGGUGCUGCUCGAGGGUUAGAUUACCUGCACACCAAUAGUGAACAGGACACCAUACAUAGAGAUGUGAAGAGCGAAAACAUUUUGUUGGAUAGAGAUUGGGUGGCCAAAAUUGCAGAUCUUGGCAUAAGCAAAGUAGGAACUAAGAGCAAUACUCGCACCCAUAUUAGUACCGAUGUAAAGGGGACUAUUGGUUACCUAGAUCCUUCGUAUUCCUUGACGCGUAGGCUAACCAAGAAAUCUGAUGUUUAUGCGUUUGGUGUGGUGCUGUGGGAAGCAUUAUGUGGGAGGCCAGCUGUUGAUACUAGAAUAGAAGGCGAACAGCGCAGCCUGGUUUUGUGGGUUCAAAGCUGCUUCAAGCUAGGAAUAGUUGACGCAAUCAUUGAUUCCAGUUUGAGGGAACAAAUAUCAACUGGUUCCCUCAAAUUGUACCUUGAUCUUGCAAACGAAUGCUUGCAUAACCAGAGUAAUGAACGACCUACAAUGGCUGAAGUCACACAUGGUCUUGAAUCUGUAUUGGCAGCUGCUAUAUCUGAAGGUUCAUUCUCUUCCACCUCCUCUGGGACACUAGAAUUGGAUGAUAAUUACAUGCAGCAAAAGAAGAAGAUGACUGAUGGCAACUUCUUCCAAAAGAGUCUCCAAGCUUUAUUUAGAAGCAUAGAUUUUCGACGGAGAAAGAGCUUGGAUCCUCAUUUACCCUUCCGCAGUUUUUCUCUUGAUGAGGUUAGAACGGCAACACGCAACUUCAGUAAUGUUAUUGGAAGAGGUGGUUCUGGAAAAUGUUACAAAGGAAGGAUUAAUGAUGGAACCACUGUUGUUGCAAUCAAAGAGAAAGAGCUAGUGUUUGAAGACUUACAAAAUGAACUCUGGAUUAUGUCACAUAUUAAUCAUCCUAAAAUAGUCAAUUUCAUUGGGUACUGCAUUAAGGAAGGCAAAAUGUUGGUUUUGUUGGAAUAUAUGAAUAACGGGUCCCUAUAUGAUCAUCUCCAUGAUAAGAAGAAGAAUCGUCUUCCCUGGAAAAAGAGGCUGGAGAUAUGCAUUGGUACUGCUCAGGGACUACACUACCUUCAUUCUGAGAUGUCACAAAAAAGAGUGAUCCAUUGCUGUAUGCAGUCAAGUAAUAUCCUUCUAGACAGAAGCUUGGUCGCAAAGAUUUCAGACUUUGAUUUUGCAUCGGCUGCAUUGAGUUCCUCUACCCAUGUCAGUGCGGCUUUACAUGGCAGCUAUGGCUACAUAGAUCCGGAGUACUAUUUGACCGGCCAUAUUACAAAACAAUCCGAUGUCUACGCUUUUGGUGUGGUAUUGCUAGAGGUACUUUGUGCCAAGAAAUCUAUUGAUGUAUUUGAUGAAGAACAAGACUUCAUAGUCAACUACAUAAGAAACAUCAUCCAAGAGAAUAGAAUAGACGAUGUCGUGGACCCAUAUCUAGUGGGAAAGAUUGAUCCGGACUGCUUGAUUCAGUACUUGCGGAUUGCGAUGAAUUGCGUGGAAGAUAGGGGAAUAGAGAGGCCAUCAAUGGAGGCGGUGUUGUUGGGCCUGCGCAACACACUAGAGUUACAAGAGAGAUGGCAGUUAGAGUGUGAAGACUUGAGCUCAUGA